AUGAGUACCACUCCAUCUGGCCACCCCAUCCCGAUCCACACAAUAAACCUGUCUCUCCCCCCCCUCGAACGCUAUGUCACCCUUUCUACCUUGUAUGCAUCCCGCAUGCGCGCCAUGCUACCCAUAUUCGACGACCUCAUCAACUCCUUAUCACCACACAUUCCCUUGCGUCUAGUACACACUCUUGCGCGUCUGGCGUUGAGGGGGUUAUGGUCAAAGGAAGAAACGGAUGAGAUUCGCGGCAUUGCGCGCGCGGCGGGCGUAGAGGUUUAUUUUCUUGUGUGCUUGAAUACGGUGUUGGAUUUGUUGAUGGGGUGUACUAGUGGGGGUAUCCUUACCAAGCCCAGGUCGGCUAGGUCUGAUGGUGAUGGGGGAGAGAGGGGAAUGGUGCAUUUCAGGACGCUGGAUUGGACGAUGGAUCCGCUGAGGGACUUGAUUGUGCAGCUCGAUUUUGUGCGUGAUCCAGUCAAUGGAGAUGGCGAAAGAGGGGAAGUGCUGGCGUCCAGCGUCACGUACGUCGGCUUCGUGGGCGUUCUGACCGGUGUACGACGCGGCCUGAGCGCAUCGCUGAAUUUUCGACCUGUGCAUAAUAAGCAGCCAGGAUUCGGAGGCGAUGUGGCAUUUUAUGUUAAUCAUCUGCUUGUGUUGCUGGGGUGGCGACAGUCGAUUGCGUCGUUGAUGCGGGAGUGCCUUUUCACUCCUUUCCAGUCUUCAUCUGCAACAGAAAAUAAAGAUAUAUCGGAUUUGAGGAACAUACAGCGGAAUAUUCCAAGUGUGCCUACGACAGCUGCAUAUCUCAUCUUCAGCGAUGGCGAGACUACGCUAGCCAUGGAAAAGGAUUACAAGACUGCCGUCGUACGGUCGUCGGAGUCGUUUAUUGCUACUACGAAUCAUGAUCAACCACCUUCAUCUGAUACGGAUGGAAUCAGAAAAGAAAAGAAGAUGGGGAAUCAUAUAGGUCUGAGCCUGAUUUCCUCCGAUGUACAAUCCAUCCAAGAUUUGAUCGAGGAGAGUACGGAGCGAUAUGAGUGUAUACAAGCGCGAUGGGAUGAGAAGGUUCGUCGACACAAUAAACAACAAUCAAGAAAUGCGGAGCAGGUACAAAGAGGGACACGGUCGUCGGUACGUCUACGGCAGAAACGGGAGGAAAGUGCGGAGUUAGCGAUUACACGAGAAGAAGCGAUUGAGUGGCUCACGAUGUAUCCGGUGCUGAAUGAGUCGACGCAUUAUGCUUGUUUGAUGGAUGCGAAGAAGGGGGAGGUGGUUUGGGGUAGGAAGUAUGAUGCUAGUGAAUGGGAGUAG
Messenger RNA from Talaromyces amestolkiae, 1302 nucleotides. RefSeq lists its product as uncharacterized. The transcript has a single exon. Gene Ontology annotation, molecular function: hydrolase activity, acting on carbon-nitrogen (but not peptide) bonds. Lineage: Eukaryota; Fungi; Ascomycota; Eurotiomycetes; Eurotiales; Trichocomaceae. The coding region runs from base 1 to 1302 and encodes 433 amino acids. The record is from RefSeq and is a predicted model, not a curated record.